AUGAAAUUUCCAAUCGAGACUCCAAGAAAACAGGUGAACUGGGAUCCUCAAGUGGCUGUUCCCUCACCGGUGCCAGCUUGUGAACCCGAGCCCAAAACUAACGGGCAUUACCCAGCUCCACGACUCUCCGUUUCCUCCCGAGCCACUGUCGUUGCUACCAUGGAAGCCCCUUCUCAAGGCCUGCAGACAGUCAUGAAGUGGAAAACAGUGGUGGCCAUCUUUGUCGUGGUGGUAGUUUAUCUGGUGACAGGAGGACUCGUCUUCCGUGCCCUGGAGCAGCCCUUUGAAAGCAGGCAGAAGAACACAAUCGCACUAGAGAAGGCUGACUUUCUUCGGGAGCAUGUUUGUGUAACCCAGCUGGAGCUGGAGACACUGAUUCAGCAUGCUAUUGAUGCUGAUAAUGCAGGAGUCAGUCCCAUAGGAAAUUCCUCUAGCAACAGCAGUCAUUGGGACCUUGGAAGUGCCUUUUUCUUUGCUGGAACAGUCAUCACAACAAUAGGGUAUGGGAACAUUGCCCCAAGCACUGUUGGAGGCAAGGUUUUCUGCAUCUUGUAUGCCAUCUUUGGGAUUCCACUGUUUGGCUUCUUGCUGGCUGGGAUUGGAGACCAACUUGGAACCAUCUUUGGGAAAGGUAUCGCAAGGGUGGAAAAAGUUUUCAGAAAAAAGCAAGUGAGUCAAACAAAGAUCCGGGUGAUCUCUACCAUCCUCUUCAUCCUGGCAGGCUGCAUUGUCUUUGUGACCAUUCCUGCAGUUAUCUUCAAACACAUCGAGGGAUGGACAGCCUUGGAGUCCAUCUACUUUGUGGUUGUCACUCUGACUACUGUUGGCUUUGGUGACUUUGUAGCAGGAGGAAAUGCUGACAUCCAUUACCGGGAGUGGUAUAAACCCUUAGUGUGGUUCUGGAUCCUUGUUGGCCUUGCCUAUUUUGCUGCUGUCCUGAGUAUGAUUGGAGACUGGUUAAGAGUCCUGUCCAAGAAGACAAAAGAAGAGGUUGGAGAAAUAAAAGCCCACGCAGCAGAGUGGAAAGCGAACGUGACGGCUGAGUUCAGAGAGACACGGAGGCGGCUCAGCGUGGAGAUCCAUGACAAACUUCAGCGGGCAGCCACCAUCCGGAGCAUGGAGCGCAGGCGCCUGGGCCUGGAUCAGCGAGCCCACUCCUUAGACAUGCUCUCUCCAGAGAAGCGCUCUGUCUUUACUGCCUUGGAAACAGGACGCUUCAAGGCUUCAUCUCAGGAAAGCAUCAACAACAGGCCUAACAACCUGCGCCUUAAAGGGUCAGAUCAGCUCAACAAGCAUGGGCAGGGGGCAUCCGAGGACAACAUCAUUAACAAGUUUGGAUCGUCUGCUAAGAUGACCAAAAGGAAAAACAAAGACCUCAAAAAGACCAUCCCUGAGGAUGUGCGUAAAAUUUACGAGACCUUCCGAAACUACUCCUUGGAUGAAGAAAAAAAGGAAGAGGAGACAGAGAAGAUGUGUAAUUCUGAGAACUCUUCUAGCACUGCGGUCCUGACCAACUGCAUCCAGCAGCACUCAGACCUGGAGAAUGGAGUGAUCCCCAAUGAAACCAAAGAAAGGGAACAUGAAAACAAAGCGUUACUUGAAGACAGAAAUUAA
This is a messenger RNA of Gymnogyps californianus (California condor), 1614 nucleotides long. RefSeq names its product potassium two pore domain channel subfamily K member 10 (gene KCNK10). Gene Ontology annotation, biological process: potassium ion transmembrane transport; stabilization of membrane potential. The transcript is spliced from 7 exons. Gene Ontology annotation, molecular function: potassium ion leak channel activity. Gene Ontology annotation, cellular component: membrane. The record is from RefSeq and is a predicted model, not a curated record. Bases 1 to 1614 code for a protein of 537 amino acids. NCBI's taxonomy places the organism in Eukaryota, Metazoa, Chordata, Aves, Accipitriformes, Cathartidae.